AUAUGUUGUGAUAGCUAGAUAAGGUUGCUUAAUACACUUCAAAUGGCUUCCAAAAGUGUGUUUUACUUCUUUCUUCUUGUCCUUGUCUUUGAGUUUCAGACGUCCUUUGGGCAAGGUACCGUGAAUGGAGCAUAUUGGUUGGCAGACGCCGGAGUUCCAGCCUCCGACAUAGAUUCCACUUUGUUCACUCACCUUUUCUGUGCAUUUGCAGAACUUGAUCCUCAAACCAACAAGGUCACCCUUCCCUCUACAUCAUUUUCCCAGUUCACAGCCACUGUCCGCCUCAAAAACCCUUCCGUCAAGACCCUCCUAUCCAUCGGCGGCGGAAAUAUCGCCGAUCCCAACACUUUUCCGGCCAUGGCCAGCCAACCCAGUUCCCGGAAAUCGUUCAUCGAUUCCUCCAUUUCCGUAGCUAGAGCUAAUGGGUUUUCUGGGUUGGACCUGAACUGGGAAUACCCAAGAACCACGAAUCAAAUGGCUGAUAUGGAGUCGCUAUUGAAAGAAUGGCGUGCCGCGGUGGCUGCCGAAGCCGCCAGCUCCAGCAGGUCACCGCUGCUCUUAACGACGGCGAUUAACAACGCACCAAGAAUUAAGGAAUUGAGCUAUCCCAUCCAGGCUAUCCAGAAAAACCUGGAUUGGGUAAACGUCAUGGCGUACGAUUUCUACGACCUAAGCUAUUCAAAAGUAACCCGACCCCAUUCUACGCUCUACGAUCCAGCCGGCCGGUUCAAUGGAAGCAAUGGGAUUCAAAAUUGGUUAGUGGAAGCACUUGCGAACUUGCAGUACUUGCGACAUCUUCCUCCUCGCUUUCAAAAUCGGUACUGCGACUCGACUGUUAAAGGCCUUUUGGCAAAAGCUAGAGACCGCCCACCAAGGUGUUAUUUCGACACGGGGUAUCAGGCUGCUAAGAAGAAGGCUACGGCUGGUGCGGUGCUUCUGUCAUCCGAGGGUACAUUCCUAUAG
Messenger RNA from Ipomoea triloba (trilobed morning glory), 963 nucleotides. Its product is annotated as class V chitinase-like. NCBI's taxonomy places the organism in Eukaryota, Viridiplantae, Streptophyta, Magnoliopsida, Solanales, Convolvulaceae. The record is from RefSeq and is a predicted model, not a curated record. Gene Ontology annotation, biological process: chitin catabolic process; carbohydrate metabolic process. Gene Ontology annotation, molecular function: chitinase activity; chitin binding. Bases 43 to 963 code for a protein of 306 amino acids. Gene Ontology annotation, cellular component: extracellular region. The transcript has 3 exons.